Molecule: messenger RNA, 1750 nt
Organism: Drosophila sechellia
Lineage: Eukaryota; Metazoa; Arthropoda; Insecta; Diptera; Drosophilidae
Exons: 1
Coding region: 647-1135 (162 amino acids)
Molecular function (GO): protein binding
Source: RefSeq, a predicted model, not a curated record
GGUCGCUAUGUACAUAGCUAUAGCUUCUAGUCCGGGACGCUUGUCUGGCGUAUCCAGACACAUGCACCAUAUUCUCAUCACUCACAUUGAUGAGGAAAUUAAAUAAUUAUAAUUAUAUUUAUGUUUAAUAAAACAAGAAAGCUUACCGAAAUGUUCGAGUGAGUGAUCACUGUAGGGAAGAUGGAGCUGUCCUGGUCGUCUGGUCGUCGACAUCGACGUAUUGAUAAUGGGUGAUGCAAAAUUAGCUAACUCCGCAAAAUCCUUAGGGCAUCCUAGGUUGGGUGGGUGCGCAUGGUCAUAGCAUCGACCAGCUGAACAUUAAGAUUUCGUCGUUUAUGUAAAUUUAAUUCUCUUGUUUACCUUUUUCUGUUUGUCUGCUUGUUAGAGAUCGUAGGUAUGUAGAGGCGUGAGACUUCGAUAGUUAUCGAUGCUCCGGAAAACUCUGCCCUGAAAAAAGCCAGAGCUAGCAGCACUGCCACUAAGGAAAGAAAGCAGUUCGUAACAAAAUGGCGCUCACUAUAAUCCAGAAGCAAACUUCUGUCCGAACGAAGCAGACUAUACCUGGAAGUCAGAGCUUGUCUAUAAAACGAAAAAAGUGCUACUUCGAAGUGCUACUAUAUAUAUAUAUAUAUAUAUCAGUGUCAGGAUGCGAAAGGUGAAUGUUCUAGUUCGGACGCGCGACGACAAGAAGACCGUCUACGAGGUGGAUCGCUUCGGAACGGUGGCCAACCUAAAGGCACGGAUCGGGCGAGCCAUGUCCGUGCCCAUGGGCUUCAGUCAGCUGUCCUACAACGGUCGCGUGCUGUCCAAUCAGAGCGUACUGCUAGAUGUAGGCCAUAAGUCCACCCUGGAUCUCACCUGGAAGCCGGUCGUCCUGACGCCCAAGCAACUGCGCGAAAAGGGCGUUAUAGGAUGGACGAUGGCGGUUACAUUGAUCGGCGGUUACCAGCAAUGCAAAGAACGCGGUGGUAGCAUAGUCAAUUUACCGGACGGCGCCAGACAACGAAUCUUCAACGCAGGUAACGAUGAUGAACUGGAGGCCCAGGACUUGACUGGACUCGAUUUGAUCUCCAUUAAAGGCGGAGCUGGUGCCGAUUGCUCCAAUGGAUCUCAUGGAUUCUCUAGAUCUCAAUAAGAAGACCACGAAGAACGACAAUGAGAAUUAGACUAGAAUAAAUAAUUUCCAAUUCAAAUGCUUUUGUCCUCAUUUCAUUUCGAAAUUCCUUCAAGCCGAUCGAUUUUCAGGCCUCGAUUUGAAAUUUAAAUUUGCGAUACAAGCAUAAAUGAUGGAAUCUUACAACAAAUGCAUUUCACUCAUUCAUAUUUAAUAUUUAAGUUAAAUUAUUUGACUGAGUAUGAAACUGAAAAUUUCGAGAUUACCACCUUACCCAUUUAUGAAUCAUUUAAAGUAAUUUCUUCGAAGCAGUUAGCAUUUCAUUUCCAGUUUACAUUGAAACAUAUAAUUAACGACUUUAAUGCCAUAACUAUUUUUAAAAUUUGUGUAUUAUUUAUGGACUGCAUGGGCAGGACUUGCUUCUGAAAAUGCCAAAAAAAAUGAUCAAUUGGUGGCCUGGAGAACGAAAGCCACUUAAUUCAAAAUAAUUGUAAACAGUAGUGCGCAAACGAAAAUCAUGGAAAAACAUUACCAAGCAGUUGUUCCGUAUAUCCGUAUAUAUAUAUAUCAACGUUGUAUGAUUUUGAUCAGAAAGUAAUAAAAACAAUUUUCGAUUUGUUACGAAAUAUACAUAAA